Brassica rapa (field mustard) is the source of this 960-nucleotide messenger RNA. RefSeq names its product PRA1 family protein B1. Gene Ontology annotation, cellular component: Golgi apparatus; endoplasmic reticulum. Gene Ontology annotation, biological process: vesicle-mediated transport. NCBI's taxonomy places the organism in Eukaryota, Viridiplantae, Streptophyta, Magnoliopsida, Brassicales, Brassicaceae. The record is from RefSeq and is a predicted model, not a curated record.
GGUGCACAACCUUCAUGGAUCCAGCCAAAUCGGCCAAUUAUUGUUUCUAUUUCAAUCUUUAAGAUCGAGAAUCCUCUCCGCCAAAGUCACCCGCACCCAACCUCACGCGCCACCGCCAUGGCAAGUCCUCCGACGAUCCCCGUCACCAAUCAGCAAGCCGCUCAAUCUCAGCCUCCAAUCAACACACCCGCCUUCCGCACCUUCUUCUCACGCCUCUCCACCUCGAUCCGCGACGGCUUAUCCCAGCGCCGCCCGUGGGCGGAGCUCGUGGAUCGAAGCUCCAUGGCGCGGCCCGAGUCCCUCACCGACGCUUUAUCCCGGAUCAGGAAGAAUCUCGCCUACUUCAAGGUGAACUACGCCGCCAUCGUCUCCCUCGUCCUCGCCUUUUCGCUCUUCUCGCAUCCUCUCUCCCUCCUCGUCCUCGUCGGCCUCCUCGCCGGGUGGAUGUUCCUCUACGUUUUCCGCCCGGCGGAUCAGCCGCUCGUCGUGUUUGGACGGACUUUCUCUGAUCGAGAGACGCUCCUUGGCCUUGCGCUGUGUACGAUCGUUGUGGUGUUUAUGACGAGCGUUGGAUCGCUUUUGACGUCGGCGUUGAUGAUUGGGGUUGCGAUUGUUUGUUUGCACGGUGCGUUUGUGGUUCCGGAUGAUUUGUUUAUGGAUGAUCAGGAGCCUGCUAACGCUGGGUUGCUCUCGUUCCUUGGUGGUUCUGCUACCUCCGGGAGAGUUUGAGUUUGUUUCAAUGAGGUGGGUUCGAUUCUGAACAUGAUUCAUUUGCUUCAUCGUUUAUUUUGCUUACGUGGAAUCAUUUUAGGGUCGAUUAUGUCUUUGCUCGUUUGGAACAGAUGUAUGAUUUUCUUGCUUUUAUUAUUUAUUUAAGUUGAUCAAAUAGCUUUGUGAUUCAAUUGAAUUCCCGUUGGACUAGCUGACAUUCUCUUGGGAAUUGAUGAUCCUUCAGAGCAA